Messenger RNA from Amaranthus tricolor (Joseph's coat), 1630 nucleotides. Its product is annotated as beta-fructofuranosidase, insoluble isoenzyme 1-like. The record is from RefSeq and is a predicted model, not a curated record. The coding region runs from base 6 to 1538 and encodes 510 amino acids. The transcript has 5 exons. Lineage: Eukaryota; Viridiplantae; Streptophyta; Magnoliopsida; Caryophyllales; Amaranthaceae. Gene Ontology annotation, molecular function: hydrolase activity, hydrolyzing O-glycosyl compounds. Gene Ontology annotation, biological process: carbohydrate metabolic process.
GGCCCAUGGUUUACAAGGGUUUGUACCAUCUAUUUUACCAAUACAAUCCAUGGGGAUCAACAUGGGGCAACAUUAUUUGGGCUCAUUCAGUCUCUAAUGACCUAAUCAAUUGGGAGGCUCUUGAACCCGCAAUCUACAUGUCCGAUCCAUUUGAUAUAAAAGGAGCUUGGUCCGGAUCAGCUACUAUCCUACCCGGUGACCGACCCGUUCUACUCUAUACCGGGGAUACUGCCACCCAUGAACAAGUCCAAAAUAUUGCCAUACCCGCCAAUUUAUCCGACCCAUACCUCCGAAAAUGGAUCAAACCAGAUUACAACCCGAUCAUUACCCCAAGCUCCGACAUGAACGUAUCCAGCUUUCGGGACCCGACUACCGCAUGGUGGGCCCAUGGGCAUUGGAAAAUUUUAGUGGGUGGUAGAAGAAAGCUUAGAGGCAUGGCAUAUUUGUAUAGGAGUAAAGAUUUUAAGACAUGGAUUAAGGCUAAACAUCCAUUACAUUCGGCCCGAAAUACGGGUAUGUGGGAAUGCCCGGAUUUUUUCCCGGUUUCGACCCGAGGAAAAAAUGGGUUGGAUACUUCACAAAUGAGUCAAAAUGUGAAACAUGUGUUAAAAGUUAGUCUUGAUGUAACAAGGUUUGAGUACUAUACUAUUGGAAGAUAUGACCCGAAUAAAGAUAGGUAUUACCCUGAUAAAGGUUCAGUUGAUGGUUGGAGCGGAUUAAGAUAUGAUUAUGGUAAUUUUUAUGCGUCAAAAUCAUUUUAUGAUUCUGAAAAGGGCCGUAGGAUUUUGUGGGGUUGGUCUAAUGAGUCUUGGAGCCCAGCUGUUUCUGCUAAAAAUGGAUGGGCCGGAAUACAGGCAAUACCAAGGUCACUAUGGCUAGAUCCAAGUGGGGUCCAAUUACGACAAUGGCCUGUUGAAGAAGUGGAAAAACUUAGGGCUAAAAAGGUUGAGCUUAACAACCAUAAGCUUCAGCCAGGAACUCAUUUCGAAAUCAAAGGAAUAACUUCAGCUCAGGCUGACAUAGAAAUAAUGUUUAAGAUCCCAAGUUUAAGAAAAGCAGAAGCAUUUAAUCCGAAGUGGGUAAAUCCUGAGGAUGUAUGUGCCCAAAAGGGCACAAUUGUUCGAGGUGGUGUUGGACCUUUUGGGAUAUUGGCAUUAACUUCCCAAAAUUUUGAAGAAUAUACUCCUGUAUUUUUCUCUAUUUUCAAGUCUCAUAACAAUAACCACACUGUCCUUAUGUGUUCUGGGGGUGCUUCUAGCUCUUUGACAGUAAAAGAACUCUACAAACCAAUCUUUGGUGGGUUCGUAAAUGUAGAUUUGAAAGCCGAUAAAAAAAUUUCACUUAGAAGUUUGAUAGAUCACUCAGUAGUGGAGAGUUUUGGAGGAGGAGGCAAAACAUGUAUAUUAUCAAGGUCAUAUCCAACCCUAGCAAUCAUGAACAAAGCUCAUUUGCAUGUGUUUAAUAAUGGUUCUGAAGCUGUAAUUGUGGAACAUCUCAAAGCUUGGACCAUGAAAAAGCCCUUCAAAAUGAACAAUUAGUUCACAAAAUUACUCCCUUCUAACACACUGACACUCCAUGACAAUGUUAAACUCUUUCUUAAUUAAUAUUGUGAGUCCAAUUUAUUAAAUAA